AUGCCUAACAAUGACGAGAUGACAGCCCCGAUGCUUCCCUCCAAGACGUCCGCGCAGUCAGAGUCGAAGACCCGAACGCCGAAACCUAAGUUAUGGGCAGGCCUGAAAGAGCAUUCGAGGGUGUCGAGAAUCUGUCUUGCUCUCACAUCGGCCAUUCUGCUCUGGGGAUAUGAUAUGGCGAUGACGGGCAACUUGUACGGAUUGGAUGAGUUCAAGAAAGAUUACGGCGAAUUCAACGAGUCGAAGAACGAAUGGUCGAUACCCUCCAAGUGGCUGAGCUUGUGGAAUGCUUCAUCUCCACUGGGAAUGAUGGUGGGCUCGAUCUUCGGAGGGUGGCUCCAGGAUCGGUUUGGGCGUCGAGUCUCGCUGGGGUUUGGGAGUUUGACUUCUGCUCUCGGCGUCGCAGUUGUCUUUGUAUCUGCAUACUCGGGUGACAAACGGCAGGUGGUGCUUGGGGCAGGCAAGUUCACACAAGGCCUCACCAUCGGCGUGGUCGUGACCACAACCCAGACCUACAUUUCCGAAGUGCUUCCGUCAACGCUUCGCGGACCGCUCCUCGCAUUCUUCCCCAUAUUCUUCUUGGUUGGCCAGCUUGUCAGUGCCAUCAUAUGUUUGGCUUUGGACAGCAAAACCGGCAAGAUGCAGUACCUGACGGCCAUUAUUUCCGAGUGGCCCUUCUCAGCACUGCCUCUCAUACUGGCCAUCAUCAUGCCAGAGAGUCCAAUCUGGCUGGUACGAAAAGGGAAUACCACGGCUGCUAUCAAGGCGCAAAAGCGAUUGGACUCGCCACAUAUGGACACCUAUGCAAAAAUCACCGAGUUGAAGCAGUCGGUCGACCAGGAGGAAAAGAAGGCGGCCAGAGCAGGAACAUACGUGGACUGCUUCAAAGGUACCGACUUUCGACGUACUGGUCUUGCGAUAUUUGGGUCGGUGCUCCCUCAGCUUUUUGGGCUCCCCAUUCUUGGAGAUGGGCCUUAUUUCUUGCAAAAGGCCGGUAUGGAAGACACGACAAGCUUCAUCUUCUUACUCACUGGUAUACUCUGGGGUAUCACCGGGACCAUUGUCAGCAUGUGGUUACUCACUUUUAUUGGAAGGCGAAAGCUUGUUCUAAACACAUUGUUGCCCUUGACCGGUAUUUGGCUGGUCAUGGGCAUCGCUGGCACUAUCACAGCCAAGUGGUCGGCCUGGAUUGUGGGCGUCACAACAAAUCUGGCGCCGCUUACCGCGUCCUUAGGUGUUUGGCCUGCAUCAUAUGUCAUCACAGGUGAAUCGUCUUCGCUUCGCCUGAAAGCAAAGACGACCGGUGUCUCAUGGGCUGUUGGUGGAGCUUCGAAUCUAUUGUUCUCCAUGGGAACACCAUAUAUAUACAAUGACGAUGCCGGGAAUCUCGGAGCGAAGAUCGGGUAUGUCUGGGUCGGUAUUACCGGUGCGACGUUCGUCCUUGCUUAUUUCGUUCUACCCGAAAUGCUAGACCGGACGGCAAUCCAGCUCGAUCAAAUGUUUGAGGAAAAGGUCUCGGCACGUAACUUUAGCAAGUGGACUGAGAGGCCGAAGCCGACAUGGGCUGAUACCUACAAGCCUGUCGAACCAGGUAGUCCACCUCCUAGUUACAAGUUUGGUCACGUCAACUCGAAUGAGUCCUGUGAUAUGGACAAUAUGGAGCUUUCAUGGAUGUCUCCUAAACCUCGAGAAUUCAGUUGA
Molecule: messenger RNA, 1701 nt
Organism: Exophiala bonariae
Lineage: Eukaryota; Fungi; Ascomycota; Eurotiomycetes; Chaetothyriales; Herpotrichiellaceae
Exons: 3
Coding region: 1-1701 (566 amino acids)
Biological process (GO): carbohydrate transport; transmembrane transport
Cellular component (GO): membrane
Molecular function (GO): carbohydrate:proton symporter activity
Source: RefSeq, a predicted model, not a curated record